AGGGGGGCACACGUGGUCGGCUCCGACGGAGGAGAGAGGGUCGUUUGGAGGGAGAUCGACGGCCGGGAUGGCCUCGUUUAGGUGGGAGCACACUUGCCGUGACGCACACCAGCGAACCUGCCCCGUCACGAGACGACGCUUCUUCUUCUUCUUCUUCUUCUUCUUCUUCGUAGAAGAAGCAGCUUCUCUUUACUUCUCUUUGCGGAACUCGUUUCUCGGCGUGCGUGAAGAACAACAACGCAGCGGAGGAAGAGGCCGAGGCGGCGUAGCUCAUCAUGGGAUUGCUUGCGAACCUCCCUUCUUAUGAGCGCUCUUGGGUUCUAUUUCGUGUCUUCGUUCUGGUGUUGUAGCAUCAAUCUGGCCCGGAAGCCGUUGCCAUUUUUGGAGGGGCUCUGUUUCUUUGUCGAACUGUACAGGAGAAGAAGAAGAAGGUGGUAAAGCAAAAGAGAAAGGGAGGAGAAAGGCGAUCCCUUUCCCUUUGCCAGUUCUUUCGAUGGCGGAGAUCUGCUGCGGGGUGGUGAGCGAGAGCGAGGCGAACCCGACGUGCAAACCGAGCUCGAGGGCGGCGAGGCGGCGGAGGAUGGAGAUCCGGCGGUUCAAGUUCGUCGGUGGCGGCGGCGGCGGCGUCACCCAUCCUCGAGGCAGCGAGACGGAGAGCGGGCUAAAACGGAGGAAGCUGCUCGACGGCAGCGAGGGCUCUUGCUCCGACGAAGAGAAGCGCGUCGGUGGACGGGGGGACGGGAGAUUGGAGCGCAAGGCUGCGUCCAUCAGCGACGACUCGCUGAGCCUGAUCAGAGCAGCGACGAUGGCGACGGCUGCUUCUGCUCUGAGCAGGACACUGUCCAGCCCGGCUGCUCUACAGCUGCCGAGCGAGUAUCCGAAGUUCGGAGUCUCGUCCGUCUGUGGGAGGAGGAGAGAGAUGGAAGACAUGGUCGCCGUCCACCCUUCCUUUUGCCGCCGGCGCGGCGAGCCCACCACCGAGCUGCAUUACUUCGGUGUCUACGACGGGCACGGUUGCUCUCAUGUGGCAGUGCGUUGCAGAGAGAGGAUGCACGAGCUGAUAAAGGAGGAGCUGGCGGCGGCGAACAAGGAGGAGGGCUCGGCUCCGACGGGGUGGAGGGCCGCGAUGGAGAGGAGCUUUCGCAAGAUGGACGAGGAGGCGAUCGCGUGGAACGAGGGCGCCGCGGCGGCGGCGGCGGCGUCGCACGAGAGGUGCAGGUGUGAGCUCCAGUCGCCGGAGUGCGAGGCGGUCGGGUCGACGGCCGUCGUCGCCAUCGUCACCCCCGACAAGAUCGUCGUCGCCAACUGCGGCGACUCCAGGGCGGUGCUCUCGCGCAAGGGCAAGGCGGUUCCUCUCUCCUCCGAUCACAGGCCGGAUAGGCCGGACGAGCUGAACCGGAUCCAAGAAGCGGGCGGUCGGGUCAUCUACUGGGGCGGGCCUCGGGUCCUCGGAGUUCUCGCAAUGUCAAGAGCCAUUGGCGAUAAUUAUCUGAAGCCGUACGUGAGUUGCGACCCGGACGUGACGGUGAUGGAACGGACAGCGGACGACGACUGCCUGAUCCUCGCGACCGACGGGCUCUGGGACGUGGUCUCCAACGACUCCGCGUGCGGGGUGGCGAGCAUGUGCCUGAGGGGGAAGAUCCCCGUGCCACCGGAGGAUGCGGCGGCGGCGUCGGAGCCCACGGCUGCAGGGACGGGCAGGGCGAGGCCGGACAGGGCGUGCUCGGACACGUCGCUGCUGCUGACGAAGCUGGCGCUGGCGAGGCACAGCACGGACAACAUCAGCGUGGUCGUAGUGGAUCUCAGGAGAUCUUGCUAGCACGGAGAGCUCUUUCCUUCCGUUGCUUUUAUGGCAAAAUUAAAAUCAAGAUCCGAAAUUUGUUAAUGGAAAGGGGAACAGAAUUAAGUUCUUGUCUGUAAUUUUGCCGGGUGAUGAAGCAAAUGAACUAACUUAGUAAAUCACGAAAUGGGGAAUGAGGUGGUUGGCGAUCUACUGCUUAAUUA
Messenger RNA from Syzygium oleosum, 2004 nucleotides. RefSeq names its product probable protein phosphatase 2C 24. NCBI's taxonomy places the organism in Eukaryota, Viridiplantae, Streptophyta, Magnoliopsida, Myrtales, Myrtaceae. Gene Ontology annotation, biological process: protein dephosphorylation. The transcript is spliced from 4 exons. Gene Ontology annotation, cellular component: cytosol; nucleus. The record is from RefSeq and is a predicted model, not a curated record. Gene Ontology annotation, molecular function: protein serine/threonine phosphatase activity; cation binding. Bases 494 to 1819 code for a protein of 441 amino acids.